AUGGCUUCUACAACCCCAGUUCCUGUUAAAGCCAGCAACACAAAGCUACCACCUCUAAGGGCAAAGAAAGAUCGGCACACGAAGGUGAAUGGCAGAGAAAGGCGUGUUCUUUUGCCACCUUUGUGUGCUGCUCGCAUCUUCCAACUCACUCGUGAGCUAGGUUACAAGACUCAUGGAGAGACCAUAGGCUGGCUUCUGCGCCAGGCUGAACCCUCCAUUAUUUCUGCCACUGGCACUGGUAUAUCACCUUCCGUCGUUGAUUUAACGUCAUCGUCAUCAUCACCGUCACCAUCUUCUUCCUCACCACCAAUACUUCCACUACCUUCUGAAGACAACAACGCUGUUGUUGCUCAACAUGCAAAUUCGCCACACGUGUUAGACAAUGAGAUCAAUUCUAAAGAGACAUUUCUGCCAUUGGAUUUUGAUGUGUUUUCAAACUUUAAUGUUGAGUUUUCUGCUGCUGAGAUUGAAAUGCUCCAAUCAUUGAUGACCAGGUUGGGCUGA
Molecule: messenger RNA, 504 nt
Organism: Vigna radiata var. radiata (mung bean)
Lineage: Eukaryota; Viridiplantae; Streptophyta; Magnoliopsida; Fabales; Fabaceae
Product: transcription factor TCP15
Exons: 1
Coding region: 1-504 (167 amino acids)
Cellular component (GO): nucleus
Molecular function (GO): sequence-specific DNA binding; DNA-binding transcription factor activity
Source: RefSeq, a predicted model, not a curated record